UAACUAAAAUCACUUGCCUUAAAAUCGCUGCCUCGUCAGUCGUCAUCAUCCUGGAGUCGCGGGUAAGAAUCACUUCGCUUCUUCUCGCUCUGCUGUUCAGCUUCGCACCUCCAUGCUCGAGAAAUGGUGGAGAGGAGGAGGCCUCUGGUCCUUUCUUCGACCAAAUCUCUCGUCGAUUCCGUGCUCAGCUCGUCCCGGCUCGAGGGGGGCGAGCUCCCGUCGGAGUUGAAGCUGCCCGCCGGAAUUCUCCGGUUCGCGCGGGAGAGAGUCGAGGAGUCGGACUCGAGGUUGGCGAAACUGGAUGACGCGGCUUUGGUCGGGCUCUCGACGUCCGCUCUGAAGCGACUGUCCAUAACUUCUGGCUCGCUGGUGCAUAUAAGGAAUCUCGACACGAACUCUGUGAGAAUGGCUCAAGUUGUUGUUCUCGAUCCUCCAUCCACACUUGAGCACUCAUAUCAAGUUAAGCUUCCCUUUUCCCAGUGCGAAAAGGAAUUAUUGAUCUUCCCGUCGUGUAGUGUCCCUCCAACUAAGCCAGCUUUGCCAGACCGUGAAGUGGCCUAUUUGUCUCCUUUAUUAGCAUUUAACCUCAGUUUGCACCUAUCAUGCUUCAGAACUCUGGUUCACCAUGGAGAGGACAGUUUAACAUCAUUCUUCAGAGCUAAGGUUGAUAAUGGAAUGUCGGAACAGGGUGGUGAAGUUCCGGCAAUUGACUUGGAGCUGAAACCUCUGGGACAAUUACCAAAGUAUGCGUCACACUUGCGGGUUUCUUUUGUGAAGCUACCAGAAUGUGGCACCAUCGAAUCUCUUAAAGGAAGUUCAUCAGUUGAAGCUGAGGAUCGCCAGGAAAUGAUUGAUCUCGCAUUACAGAACUACUUUGAAAUAGAUAGACAUCUAGCGAUAGGUGACGUUUUCAGUAUUAAGAUUAAAUGGAGUUGCAACUCAUUUAUUUGCAUUCGCUGCAGUCAAAACUUGCCAAAUGAUGAUGUCAUCUACUUCAAGGUGGUGGCUAUGGAACCAUCAGACAACCCUGUUCUUCGAGUCAACCGCACUAAAACUGCUCUUGUUCUCGGGGGAAAUGUCCCAUCUGGCGUUCCUCCAGAUUUACUUUGUGACCACCCGAAAUCAUUUGCACCCUUGCAAGGAGAUACUGUGAAGAUUUUGGCCUCCGUGCUCACACCCUCUCUCUGUUCAUCAAUGCUUGCUGUUAAGUUUAGAGUGGCUGUCUUGUUGUCUGGUUUGACAGGAUGUGGGAAGAGAACGGUAGUUAGGUUUGUUGCUCGUCGAUUGGGUCUGCAUGUAGUGGAGUUCAGCUGUAACAGUCUAAUGUCUUCAUCUGAGAGAAAAACAUCCAUUGCCCUAGCUGAAGCGUUCAAUACUGCACAAAGAUAUUCACCGUCAAUACUUCUCCUCCGCCAUUUUGAUGCUUUUCGGAAUUUGGGAUCUAACGAGGGUUUACCAAAUGAUCAAAAUGGCAUCUCUUCCGAACUUGCAUCAGUCAUAAGGGAGUUCACUAUCCAAGAUAAUGAAGAUGAUGAUGUUUAUGCCCCAGAAAACUUGAAUGGUGAUUUGCAGCCUGUGAAUACUUAUGCGCAUAAGGUGUUCUUAGUUGCAACUGCUGAUAGCACUGAAGGCCUACCUCCUACCGUUAGACGUUGCUUCAGUCAUGAGAUAACUAUGGGUCCCUUAACUGAGGAACAAAGGGUUGAGAUGCUUAGCCAGUCACUGAAGAGCAUUUCUGAUCUGCUGCCUAAUAGUAAUCCAGAAGAUUUUGUAAGAGAUAUAGUCGGACAGACGUCUGGCUUUAUUCCUAGGGACCUGAAUGCUUUAAUCGCCGAUACUGGUGCAAACAUAAUAUCAGGGAGCAUUUUGCAUAAAAGUGAAGUUGAUUCCAGGGAUAUGCAUAAUAAAUAUGCAGAAGACAAAACUGUGCUGGCAAAAGAUGUAAACGAGGCUGUAGAUCAGGUUCUCAGGCAAGAUGAUUUGGCCCAAGCCUUGGAACGUUCAAAGAAGAGGAAUGCAGUGGCUUUGGGCACUCCUAAAGUUCCUGAUGUGAAGUGGGAAGAUGUCGGAGGUCUUGAGGAUGUAAAAAAAUCAAUCUUGGAUACAGUUCAGUUGCCUUUACUCCACAAGGAUCUGUUUUCUUCGGGAUUGCGCAAGCGAUCUGGUGUUCUUCUAUAUGGUCCUCCUGGAACCGGAAAAACCUUGUUAGCAAAGGCUGUGGCAACAGAGUGUUCCCUGAAUUUCCUUAGUGUAAAAGGACCUGAGCUUAUUAAUAUGUACAUUGGAGAAUCGGAGAAAAAUGUCCGAGAUAUUUUCCAGAAGGCAAGAUCUGCUCGUCCUUGUGUUAUCUUCUUUGAUGAACUUGAUUCUCUGGCUCCAGCUCGUGGUGCUUCUGGAGAUUCUGGUGGCGUAAUGGAUAGAGUUGUUUCUCAGAUGCUUGCGGAAAUUGACGGAUUAAAUGAUGCCACACAGGAUUUGUUUGUAAUUGGGGCUAGCAACAGACCAGAUCUUAUUGAUCCAGCACUUCUAAGGCCAGGUCGAUUUGACAAAUUACUCUAUGUUGGGGUCAACACUGACGUGUCUAACCGUGAACGGGUCCUGAAAGCACUCACAAGGAAGUUUAAAUUGCAUGAAGAUGUAUCUCUAUACUCCGUAGCCAAGAAAUGCCCUCCAAAUUUUACUGGUGCAGACAUGUAUGCCCUGUGUGCAGAUGCUUGGUUUCAUGCUGCAAAGAGCAAGGUUUUGAGUUCAGGCGUAGAUUCUUCUUCCAAGGACCUUGCAGCCGACUCUGUUGUGGUUGAAUAUGAAGAUUUUGUAGAGAGUAGGUAGCGGGUUUCUUUUCAGCUGCAAAAGGAGAAGAGGGUUUUCUCAGACAAAAGAGAAAGGGAGGAGCUAGGGUUAUGAAUUCUAGGGUAGUGCGACAACCUCUGAAUGUGACAUCAGUCAGAGAAAUUUGGUGGCUCCAUCCAGUAGACUCUGAGAUGGGGUGUCCAAGUAUAGGGUUAUCCCUGCAAUUCUGUCCAAGACAUGAGGAGUGUUGGAGUAGUCCAGUUCUUGACAUCUUGGCCAACUGUACUCCAGGAGUAGUUGUCUUGUUUAUACCAUUUGAUUAUAUUUGAUGUGGCAAAGUCAUGCAUAGUUUCAUUAGGUAACAAAUCUAUCUAUCAAUUGAUCCUAUAUAAAUUAAAGAAUUCUGAGCAUGAAUGAGUUUAGGUUGGAAGGCAAUAAUUAUGAUGGUAUGACAUUUCCUUGUAAAAGUAAGACCGAAGUUCAAUAAAUUGAAAAUUCUUUUUUUUAACUUUUUUUGGGAUCAUUUCAAGAGAGAAUAAUUUGCCACUUCCACAUUAAGGGUGAUGCAACCCAAGAAACUAGUUUAAGUCUUUCCACAGAAAAAAUUCCUGUGUAUCAACAUGAUCUUGAGUAUUUGGUAGUGUACUAUUAUCACUUUCACCAUUCACUAGUCAUUGAUAUGCAUGGCUGGUGGUGCCUCUUCCUGAACAGAAGUUUCAAGUCAUAACUAUUCCUGCGUCUUAUGUGGUGUUCAAAUUCAUUAUCAUUCAUGAGAGCAGCAAAUGACAAGAGUAUGCUUUCCUGAAGUGUACAUGGCUGAAUUCGGUUCUACCUUGGCAGGUCUUGGGAGAACUCUCCCCUUCCCUCUCCAUGGCCGAGCUUAAGAAGUACGAGUUGCUGAGGGAUCAGCUUGAAGGUUCUUCAAAAUAAAAA
Molecule: messenger RNA, 3723 nt
Organism: Rhodamnia argentea
Lineage: Eukaryota; Viridiplantae; Streptophyta; Magnoliopsida; Myrtales; Myrtaceae
Product: peroxisome biogenesis protein 6
Exons: 16
Coding region: 124-2829 (901 amino acids)
Biological process (GO): protein import into peroxisome matrix
Cellular component (GO): cytosol; peroxisomal membrane
Molecular function (GO): ATP hydrolysis activity; ATP binding
Source: RefSeq, a predicted model, not a curated record